Etheostoma spectabile (orangethroat darter) is the source of this 2715-nucleotide messenger RNA. It is a transcript of the gene ccdc138, whose product is annotated as coiled-coil domain containing 138. The transcript is spliced from 15 exons. The coding region runs from base 22 to 1974 and encodes 650 amino acids. The record is from RefSeq and is a predicted model, not a curated record. NCBI's taxonomy places the organism in Eukaryota, Metazoa, Chordata, Actinopteri, Perciformes, Percidae.
UAUUCUAUUUUGUGAUUCUUGAUGCUGGUGGAGCAAAGAAGACACAACACAAGCCUGCAGUUUUUCGAUGGUAUAGCCACAGUAACACUAGCUAUGAACCUGCAGUUUAAAGACACCGACGUGGGUGACACAGUCGAGAAGCUUCAGCAAAAAUAUUUAGAGAGGAGGGAACAGAUGCCACCACCAGAAGACAUUACAUCAGGAACCGGUGAGGAGGCUGUACAAAGGCUUACCUUGGCCAACAGAUCCAAACGGCCAAGCAAAGAGUUAAAAUGCUACAGCAAAGCUUUACAUGAGCUGUUCAAAGCAGUUACCAACCAUCCUGACCAGUUUGUUAGUGAUCAUGGUCUGGAUGGCAGUAAUGAGGACCUGAGUGGGGACUCUACAGCUGCUCCACUUCAGGACUCCCAGGUGCUAUUUACAGAAACAGAUGUGACCUUGCCUUCCUGUUUGGAUGGUAGCCCUGGGUCCCAAGAAACUGAGACUGAUGGGGACUUGCAGAGAGCGUGCCAUCUCCCUGACUCGUGCCGUUCCUCUUCCUUAGUACUAGCAAAGGUUUACCAGGAGAUGCUGACCAUCUACGAACAACUAAAGGCAGAGCGACAAGGCCAGCAGCAAUGGGAGAGGGAGCUGCAGGAGCGAGAGAGGAAGCUGAAGCAAAAAGAGGAGGCUGUUGGGAGGCUGGCUGGGCUAGAGGAGAUGCUACACACUUGCAUACCAGCUGUAGAAGAGAAACACCAGCAAGAGGUGAGCCAGCUGCAGGAUCUUCUCCGAGAGAGAAACAAGGAGAACAGGAGGCUCAAGUCCAGCUUUGACACCAUCAAGGAGCUGAAUGACAACAUGAAGAAACAGUUGAAUCAGACCAAUGAACAGAAUAAAAAGUUGGCAAGCCAAUCCAAGAGGGUGCAUGCUCGACUUGAAAACCUACAGAGGAAAUAUGAGCACAGCAUCACAUUGAGAGGCUGUCAAAACGUGAGUGUUCCGACCAUGGAGUGUAUUAAACCAUCUAAAAAGGAGAAAAUGGCUGCUUCUGGAAAACCCAGCAAAGAGGGCAGCUCAAGUCCCACACCACUAAAACUUCUGGUCCUCCUACUGGACUGGGUACUUGAUGGACCGACAUUUUCAUCAGUAGCUCCAAACAAAGGGAAAGGUGUUGGCCAGUUUCUUCCUCCAGAGAUCGUACUCAACGAGAGAUGCCUUAAGGUGCUGCCAUUAUUAGCAGAUCAGCUUCAUCAGACUCCUUUGUCAGAACCUGACCUCCUCCUCAAUCUUCUUCGCUUCAUCCACUGGGCUUUGAAACACAUGGACAGCAGUACACAGCACGUAGCACUAUCUGCCACUCUGCGGCGGAUAGGAGAGGAAGUAUCAAAGCCCCCAGCCCAGUUAACAGUGUCUCACUCUGAAGAUCCAGACCUGCCCAAAUCCUGCAGUGGCGCUGCUGGUGGAUCCUGCAGGAGCUGGCCCCUUUACCGCAGCCGCUGUCCUCACAUACGCAUCCUCUCCACCCUCAUCAUCCUCCGCACUGUCACACAAGCUGAUGUGCUGGCCCAGGCUCUGGACAGUCUCCGUACCGAGCUGAUGUCUGAGGAGAGCCGAGGCCUAUUCAUCCACUAUGGAGGAGUGUGUGUGCUGCUGUUGAUGCUCCGGGCUGGCCGUGGCGGUCUGCACACACCUGUAGACAUCUUCAUGCAGCUAACUGAACAGUCCCGCUACUUAAAUCCCUUCCUGGAGUCGUGUAGCUGUGAGGAGUUUUUCCGAGUGGCCUCCCAGCUUCUUAAAAACCCUCGUCUAGAGCUCCCGACACUGGAGAAGCUCUCCAUCCUCCUACAGAAGCUCUCCAGCAUCAGGAAGAACCGCCAUCUGUUUGAACUGUCUUCCCUCCACCUCCAAAUUCAAGAACUUAUUCAGAGAUCCAACCACACACACACCUUCCCCUGCCUCAACUUCAGGUCCAUCCUCCACAACCUCAAAUAAAACUUGUGUGUUUUUCUUCCUCAUGCUCAAUUAAAGGCUUCAUUAAUUAUUCAGACUUUCCAGUUAGGAUUAAAGAUGACUUUCCUUGUGUUUCAGUACUUCAGCACGUCACUUGGUCUUUCAUGUGUGCUCAAACUGUAAUAACCAUAUUUCCAACUGUACUGUACUUCAGGCUGCAUCUUUCUCUACCUAAAAUACCAUAUGCAGACGCACAUUCUUUAUUUAUAUAGUGAUAUGUUUUUGAAGUUCUUUUGUCUGUCAGAAGUACUCUUUUUAGUGUUUAGUGUUUUAGUGUUGCAUUUUGAGACCUGCCUUUUUUUAUGUUCCACAAUGCUAAUCUGAUGUCUUGUCUUCUGUUCUUUCUGUGAUGAAAACGAGGGUGAUGCUUGCCAGUGGCCAUAAUGGGUGUCUGAUGUGCUCAGAGGAGGAGAGGCUGUGUGUGUAAAGCUUUUUUUAAUGACAAUAAACAAAAACAACUGAAGGACAUUAAGAUUGGGCUACAUAUGAAAUGCGGAAAUCCAUAUGUUUUGUAUAAACUUGUCUUAUUUGUUUGUUCCAGAGCAUGGGUGGGUUGAUGGGAGUAAUGGUCUCAGUAUGGGGCACAUUGAUGGUGUCGGUUGAUGGAGGAGAUUGGAAGGACUGGAACAAUUACAGCUGAUAUUUGACUUUCAGAAGUGCUUGGCUGGUCUGAAUUUGAAAGGGGUGCAUUCAAUAUUUUAAAGCCUGUACAGCUGCUGAAUU